Molecule: messenger RNA, 2273 nt
Organism: Cajanus cajan (pigeon pea)
Lineage: Eukaryota; Viridiplantae; Streptophyta; Magnoliopsida; Fabales; Fabaceae
Source: RefSeq, a predicted model, not a curated record
UCUUUUUGUUGGAUUUCUUUAUUUUCAUAUCCAUUUUCUUCUUCCCAUUAUUUACAAGCAGUAAUUGUGCAGGAUGAUUUGGGGCGUAAUACUUCUGUGACAGGUCUUCCUUCUCGUCCAUCUAGUCGUAAUGCAUUUGAUGAAAAUGAUAUCAUAGGUUCUGCUGAAGCAGAUAUGGCCCAUGUACGCCGUGAGUCUGCAGCCACUGAUGCUUUAAGAUCAGGAUCAAAUGUUCAAGGAUCAUCUGCCGCCCAAAAUAUUGGCCAGUCAGCUUCUUAUUCUUAUGCUGCUGCUCUAGGAUCUUCCUUGUCGAGAAGCACUACUCCUGAUCCACAACUUGUUGCUAGGGCUCCCAGUCCCUGCAUCACACCCAUUGGUGGUGGCAGAGCCAUUGCUUCUGACAAAAGAGGUAUUGCCAGUACAGAUGCAUUUAAUGGUGUUUCAUCUGGCAUCAACGAGUCAGCAGAUCUUGUGGCUGCAUUGUCAGGGAUGAACUUGUCAGCAGAUGAUGUGUUAGAUGGUGAAAACCAUUUGCCAUCACAGGUUGAAUCGGAUGUUGAUAAUCACCAAAGAUAUCUUUUUGGUAGGCAAGGUGGUCAAGAUCAUGGUAAACAACAUGCUUAUUUAAAGAAGUCUGAAUCAGCGCACAUGCAAAAUUCAGGUAAGAUUAGGAGUGGGUCAGAUCUCAACAAUCCAUCCUUUGAUCGGCAGGCUGAGCUACAAAAGUCUGCUGUUUCUUCCAAUAACUCAUAUUUCAAAGGAUCGCCUACCUCCCAUUUUAGUAGAGGAGGUAGUUCGCCGCCUCAGUACCAGCCUUUAGAUGGUACAAAUUCAUCAUUUACUAACUAUGGUCUGAGUGGGUAUGCCGGAAAUCCGGCAUUGGCAUCCUUGAUGACUAACCAACUUGGCAGCGGUAAUCUACCGCCCUUGUUUGAAAAUGUUGCUGCAGCAUCAGCAAUGGGGGCCCCUGGAAUGGACUCAAGAAUUAUUGGAGGUGGUUUGGCAUCUGGAGGUGCUGCUUCAUCUGAUGUGCAUAAUCUUGGUAGGAUGGGAAAUCAAAUUCCUGGCAGUGCUCUCCAGGCCUCUUUUGUUGAUCCAAUGUAUCUUCAAUACCUGAGGACAUCUGAAUAUGCUGCAGCACAACUUGGUGCUCUUAAUGACCCCUCUGUGGACAGGAACUACUUGGGGAAUUCAUACAUGAAUAUACUUGAGCUUCAGAAAGCUUAUCUAGGGUCUAUUCUCUCUCCUCAGAAAUCCCAAUACAAUGUAUCACUGGGUGGAAAAUCAGGCAGCUCCACUCCUCAGGGUUAUUAUGGAAAUCCUGCAUAUGGUGUUGGGUUGUCUUAUCCAGGAAGUCCAAUGGCAAACUCUGUUUUAUCCACUUCUCCAGUUGGGUCUGGAAGUCCUGUUAGGCACAAUGAACUAAAUAUGCGUUUUGCUUCGGGAAUGAGGAAUUUAGCUGGGGUCAUGGGACCUUGGCAUGUAGAUAAUGGGAACAUUGAUGAAAGUUUUGCUUCUUCUCUGUUGGAAGAGUUUAAAAGCAAUAAAACUAAGUGUUUUGAGCUCUCUGAAAUUGCUGGUCAUGUUGUUGAGUUCAGUGCGGAUCAAUAUGGGAGCCGAUUUAUUCAGCAAAAGCUUGAAACAGCUACUACAGAAGAAAAAAACAUGGUUUAUCAGGAAAUCAUGCCACAUGCGCUUGCUUUGAUGACUGAUGUCUUUGGUAAUUAUGUGGUUCAAAAGUUUUUUGAGCAUGGACUUGCAUCCCAAAGGAGAGAAUUAGCCAACAAACUUCUUGGCCAUGUUCUGACACUUAGCCUUCAAAUGUAUGGUUGCCGGGUCAUCCAGAAGGCCAUCGAAGUUGUUGAUUUGGAUCAGAAGAUAGAGAUGGUUCAAGAGCUUGAUGGUAAUGUAAUGCGCUGUGUACGUGAUCAGAAUGGUAAUCAUGUCAUUCAGAAGUGUAUUGAAUGUGUCACUGAAGAUGCAAUACACUUUAUUGUGUCAACAUUUUUCGAUCAAGUUGUGACACUCUCAACCCAUCCAUAUGGUUGUCGGGUGAUACAGAGGGUAUUGGAGCACUGCAAAGAUCCUAUAACUCAGCAGAAAGUUAUGGAUGAGAUUUUAGGAGCAGUUAGCAUGUUAGCUCAAGAUCAGUAUGGCAACUACGUUGUUCAGGUUUAUAUUUUUCUCUGAUGGGUUUGUUUCUUAUUGUCUAGUAGUGGAAGUAUGUUUUUAUGGUUCUAAUGUUUUGUUUGGUUUGAACAUGAUAUGCAUUC